This is a messenger RNA of Haliotis rubra (blacklip abalone), 1400 nucleotides long. RefSeq lists its product as uncharacterized. Bases 69 to 860 code for a protein of 263 amino acids. The record is from RefSeq and is a predicted model, not a curated record. NCBI's taxonomy places the organism in Eukaryota, Metazoa, Mollusca, Gastropoda, Lepetellida, Haliotidae. The transcript has 4 exons.
AGUGCCACUUGGAAGAGACUUGAACGCGGCGUUUUAAAAGCUAAAUAUUCGUGAUAUCGCGGUGACAUAUGCCGAAAUGGCGUCUUGGAUAUGUUACAGCGUUCGUUUUGGAAUCAGUCAUCGGGGCAAGCCUGACCGUAUCACAGCGUCAAAUAACAAUUGGGAGCAGUAACCCAACAUCUCAGUUGACUGCACGUUGUAGCCCAAAUGCACCUGGGAUAACACAGGUGUUUACCAUAGAGAUCGGCAAGAAGUCCUCUACUGGCUCUGAUCAGCCUAUAAUACGAUUGACCAACACAGAUACGUCAGUACAAGUAGUGGACACAAGGCUACAACAACGGAUGACAGCCUCGGGUUUUAUCAGUGGAGCAACAGGCUAUAUACAGUUCAUCCUGACAGAUCUGAUAUGUGCUGAUGCUGCUUCUACAUACUACUGCACCACGUCAUACAUGGCGGGGUCAGCUAGAAAUGACGAGACAACAGUCAGCAUCACAGCCAGAACCUACCCAGAACAGAUAGAGAUGUUCCCAACUCCUGUCAGUCUCCGGUAUGAUGAAGGUCAGCUCUUGUCAAUGAGAUGUACAGGAAGGAUCGGGAACCAGUUUGAUGAGAACAACCUCCAGAACCUGUGGACAUGGCAAUGGCGAUCUGUAGACAACGAGUUCACCACCUGGACAUCGUACCUCAACGACCAAAACAUCACCUACGACAGUCCUUUGUCGUCAGAUGAAUGUCAGUAUACAGGGGCGUCAACACUGGUACAUACAGUCUCAGAUGAAGACAACGGGAGACAGUUCAGGUGUUCUGUCCUAAAUGAAGACUACAGCGCAAACAAGACAGUCUAUGUUGUUGGAAACUGAAGUUACAAGUGAAGAGGCUGCAGCACCGACAUCAGUGAUGUCCGCAAAAGGCGUGAAUUAAAAUUCAAAAUUCAACAAUUGAAAUUUGAAUAUCAAAAUGAAGAAUAAUGAUAAACUCUGAUUAUCAUUGACUGAAUACCAAAGUAAAUCCUGUAUUGAAUCCAGGAAAAGUUGUUUGAUUUCACAUGAUUAGUUAGACGUCCCAAUUGUCAGACACUGGACUAGGAAUUAAUUAGGGCAACAACCAUAUAUAAAUGGGAAUGUCCCAACUGGAUAUUUUAACAAGUUAGGUUCAACUAAAGAAAACCGUUAUUGUGUGUAAAUAUCUUGGAGUUGUUAUUGAUAGAAAAUGUUCUUUCAAAUUAUCUUAAUCAAAUCUCUGUCAAUAAGCUACUAAAGUCAUGUAUUGUUUUUUUUUACGCAGAAGUCGAAUGUUAGACUUAUCAAUACAAUGUCAACUAUAUCUCUUUGAUUCAAUGGUGAAACCAAUCUUGCUGUACGGUUGUGAAAUGUGGGGAUAUAUUAAUUAAAACACAUUGA